Molecule: messenger RNA, 2027 nt
Organism: Arvicola amphibius (Eurasian water vole)
Lineage: Eukaryota; Metazoa; Chordata; Mammalia; Rodentia; Cricetidae
Gene: Slc17a1
Product: solute carrier family 17 member 1
Exons: 13
Coding region: 193-1590 (465 amino acids)
Biological process (GO): monoatomic anion transport; phosphate ion transmembrane transport
Cellular component (GO): membrane
Source: RefSeq, a predicted model, not a curated record
UUAGAGGCUUUUUACAAGGGAGGAAAAAGAACAUAUUUUUAGGAAAGAGUGUGAAGUGGGCAUUACUCACAGAGACACGGGGAAAGAGAAGGUGUGGGCUGUGGGGCGAGCUGUCCGUGAUUGUUGCAGCAUGGCAGAGGUGGAGGGAAGGUGCAUGGAGACCAAACCCACGAACAAGAAGAUAAGCAUCAAAUGGAGAACCAGUGUCUUGCCAAGAAAGUUCCAGGUUUCUGCUCCUUUCGCUAUGGAUUGGCUAUCGUUUUGCACUUCUGUAACGUUUUCAUCAUGGCUCAGAGAGUGUGCCUGAACCUCACCAUGGUAGCCAUGGUGAACAGAACAGAGACACUCCAUUUACCCAAUGGAUCUGCAGUGGAGAGACUCGAUGAUGUGAAGAACCCUGUGUAUUCCUGGAGUCUUGAUAUUCAAGGGCUUAUCCUCAGUUCUGUCUUCUUUGGUAUGGUCGUGGUUCAGAUUCCUGUUGGGUACCUAUCUGGACUAUAUCCAAUGAAGAGAAUACUUGGGUUUUCAAUGCUCCUCAGCUCUGUGUUAUCCAUGCUUAUCCCACCAGCAGCCCAAGCUGGAGCAGCUUUGGUCAUUGCGUGUCGAGUACUCCAGGGAGUAGCCCAGGGGAUAGUGUCAACAGGCCAACAUGAAAUAUGGGUCAAAUGGGCACCUCCCUUGGAACGAAGCCGACUUACCUCUAUGACUUUAUCAGGAUUUGUAAUGGGACCAUUUAUUGUCCUUCUUGUGAGUGGAUUCAUCUGUGAUCUUCUGGGUUGGCCCAUGGUUUUCUACAUUUUUGGUAUUUUUGGCUGUAUCCUGAGUCUUUGCUGGUUUCUUCUGUUCUAUGAUGACCCCAAGGACCACCCGUAUAUGAGCAGCAGUGAGAAGGCCUACAUCACAUCCUCUCUUCCCCAGCAGGUCAGCUCACGCAGACAAUCUCUGCCAAUCAAAGCUAUGCUUAAGUCUCUUCCGCUCUGGGCUAUUAUCCUCAAUACCUUUGCUUUCAUAUGGUCCAACAGCCUCCUGGUUACGUACACUCCAACAUUUAUCAACACGGUGCUUCAUGUUAACAUUAGAGAGAACGGACUGCUGUCCAGUCUCUCCUAUCUGCUUGCUUACAUCUGUGGCAUCGUAGCAGGUCAGCUGGCAGACUUCCUCCUGUCCCGGAAGAUUUUCAGCGUAGCUAACGUGCGGAAACUCUUCUCUACGCUAGGGAUUCUCUCUCCUGUGAUCUUCAUCAUGUGCCUGCUCUACCUGAGCUCCAGCUUCUACAGCACCAUCAUCUUCCUGACACUCGCCAACUCGACACUCACCUUUUCCUUCUCUGGACAGCAUAUCAAUGCCCUGGAUAUUGCUCCCAGCUAUUAUGGAUUUAUUAAAGCAGUUUCAGCUCUAAUUGGAAUGAUUGGAGGCCUAAUUUCUUCAGCUGUAGCUGGGUUAAUCCUUAAUCAGGAUCCAGAAAAUGCCUGGCAUAAAAUCUUCUUCUUGAUGUCAGGCAUUAAUGUGACGUGCCUAACUUUCUACAAUGUAUUUGCUAAAGGAGAAAUUCAGGACUGGGCUAAAGAAACAAAAAGCACACGACUGUGAAGGGGAGACAUGCGAAAAUGGCAUGGAUAACCUGUCACUGGACAAGAAAGAUGACUUGAGAAAAGUCUCCUAGCCUACACUAAUUUCUUUGCGGUGCUGGCACACUCUCUGCAGGACAACUCUCCAGUGACAUCUCUGUGUGUUUUGUUUUCCCGUUUCUACAAAAGUUAAUAGAAAACUGAGCGCUUACGAAGCACGAGGUCAGAGUCCUUAUUAAAAGGAAGAGGAACCUAUGUGAGACUCCCAUCCCCAGGGAGCCACCAACCCCAGGAGGGGGUGGCGUGAGGAUCCUGGGAGGCCAGUCUCACUCGCUUUAGUUUGUGUACUUCUUCUGCACUGCGUAUUGUAUGCGACAAGUUACGUGUCUGAGUUUAAAGGUGGAUUUAUUUAUCUGUCCUCCUCUAUGAUCCAAUAAACAAACAUAAGAUGAAAUUUUA